AUGGACAGCGAGGCAUUCCAGAGAGCGCAGGAUCUUCUAAAUCUAAACUUCCAGUCUUUGGCCAUGAAGCACAUGGACUUGAAGCAGAUGGAGCUGGACACAGCAGCAGCUAAGGUAGACGAACUGACCAAACAGCUGGAGUCACUCUGGUCAGACUCGCCAGCGCCUCUUGGUCCCCAGGCUGGAGCCUCCUCUAGGAUGUCCCGGUACAGCUCCAGCCCAGUCCCUGAGUCCUUCGGCAGCCGUGGGUCCCCUCGGAAGGCAGCCACUGACAGCGCAGACACCCAAUUCGGACGCUCCGAGAGCACCCCAACCCUGCUGCCCUAUAGCCAGCUGUCCCCCAAGGGCCGGCCGUCGUCGCCUCGCACCCCGCUCUAUCUACAACCGGACGCCUACAGCAGCCUGGAUCGCGCACCCUCGCCCCGGCCCCGUGCCUUUGAAGGUGCGGGCGGCACCCUGGGCCGGGCGCCCUCUCCACGGCCCGGUCCAGGUUCGGGUCCACUGCGCCAACAGGGUCCCACCACGCCCUUCGACUACCUGAGCCGUGCCGCUUCCCCUCGUGGUAGUCCCCUGGCUGAGGGGCCCCAGGCCUUCUUCCCUGAGCGCGGGCCCUCUCCACGCCCGGCUGCCUCCACCUAUGACUCGCCAGUGACCUUUGGGAGCUCCCUACUGGGUGCCGGCGGCAGCGCCUUCACACCGCCCCUGCGAGCUCAAGACGACCUGACGCUGCGCCGGCGGCCCCCCAAGGCCUGGAACGAGUCAGACCUGGAUGUGGCGUACGAGAAGAAGUCUUCUCAGACCACCAGUUAUGAGCGUCUAGAGGUCUUCCCGAGGCCCGCCUCGCCCAGCCUGCAGCUGUUGCCCUGGAGAGAAAGCAGCCUGGAUGGGCUGGGGGCCACCGGCAAGGAGAGUCUCACCAGCGCCACCCUGCCGCGCAAUUACAAAGUGUCCCUUCUGGCCAAUGACAGACGUUCGGAUGUGGGCAGCUACCGCCGCUCCCUGGGUUCCGCGGGGCCAGCAGGCACUUUACCCCGCAGCUGGCAACCUGUCAGUCGCAUCCCUAUCCCCCCCUCCAGUCCCCAGCCCCGCACCGCUCCCCGCCAGCGCCCCAUCCCCCUCAGCAUGAUAUUCAAGCUGCAGAAUGCCUUCUGGGAGUAUGGGGCCAGCAGGGCCAUGUUCCCUGGCUCCUCCAUGGUCAACCGGGUGCCCGCACCUAAACUGCCCUCCCAGCCCCAGCCACUUCCCCAGUCCCAGCCCCAGCUGCAACCCCAACCCCAGCCCCAGUCUCAGCCCCAGCCCCAGCCCCAAACCUCCGUCCCAGCCCUCCAAGUCCCCCAACAGACAUGGCCCCCUGGGAGUGAAGGUGCCCCCAAGCUCCCUGCUGACCUGGACCCAGAGCCCGAGCUGGAAGGGCUGCUGGCACCAGUGCUAGAGGCUGGCGAUGCGGAUGAAGGUGCCCUUACACGGCCUCUCAGCCCCACAAGGUUGCAGCCAGCACUGCCGCCUGAGGCACAAUCAGUGCCUGAGCUAGAGGAGGUGGCUCGCGUGCUGGCAGAGAUUCCACGGCCUCUCAAACGCAGGGGCUCCAUGGAACAAAGCCCCGCCGUGGCCCUGCCCCCCACUCACAAGAAACAGUACCAGCAGAUCAUCAGCCGUCUCUUCCAUCGUCAUGGGCCUGGGCCUGGGGGGCCAGAGCCUGACCUGUCUGCCAUCACUGAAGGAUCCGAGGCCAGGGCAGGGCCUCCGGCUCCCGCCCUACCUGCUCCCAUCCCGCCUCCAGCCCCACCCCAGAGCAGCCCCCCAGAGCAGCCACAGAACAUGGAAAUGCGUUCAUUGCUGCGGAAAGCAGGCUCCCCGCGCAAGGCCCGCCGAGCGCGCCUCAACCCGCUGGUGCUGCUGCUGGACGCAGCGUUGACGGGGGAGUUGGAUGUGGUGCAGCAGGCCGUGAAGGAGAUGAACGACCCGAGUCAGCCCAACGAGGAGGGCAUCACCGCCCUGCACAAUGCCAUCUGUGGCGCCAACUACCCCAUCGUGGACUUCCUCAUCGCUGCUGGUGCCAACGUCAACUCCCCUGACAGUCAUGGCUGGACACCACUGCACUGCGCGGCAUCUUGUAACGACACGGCCAUCUGCACGGCUCUGGUGCAGCACGGCGCGGCCAUCUUCGCUACCACGCUUAGUGACGGCGCCACUGCUAUCGAGAAGUGCGACCCCUAUCGUGAGGGCUAUGCUGACUGUGCCACCUAUCUGGCAGAUGUGGAGCAGAGCAUGGGACUGAUGUACAAUGGGGCUGUAUACGCUCUCUGGGACUACAGCGCUGAGUUUGGGGACGAGUUGUCCUUUCGCGAGGGCGAGUUGGUCACCGUGCUGCGUAGGGAUGGGCCAGAAGAGACCGACUGGUGGUGGGCCUCACUGCAUGGCCUGGAAGGCUACGUGCCCCGUAACUACUUUGGGCUCUUCCCUAGGGUGAAGUCUCAGAAGAAUAAAGUCUAG
This is a messenger RNA of Chrysochloris asiatica (Cape golden mole), 2493 nucleotides long. RefSeq names its product protein phosphatase 1, regulatory subunit 13 like (gene PPP1R13L). Gene Ontology annotation, molecular function: transcription factor binding. Gene Ontology annotation, biological process: positive regulation of cell differentiation; regulation of transcription by RNA polymerase II. The coding region runs from base 1 to 2493 and encodes 830 amino acids. The transcript has 13 exons. The record is from RefSeq and is a predicted model, not a curated record. Lineage: Eukaryota; Metazoa; Chordata; Mammalia; Afrosoricida; Chrysochloridae.